AUGCCGACCAAGAACCAGGAAUACACAACUCCAGAAUAUAUCGAGUUAUCAGGCUCGGCCCACGAGAUAGGACUCAAACAUGGCCGUGAUCUCGCACCCAAAAUUCAUAGCCAGAUCAAGGUCUACGAAGCCAUGUUCCAGCAAACAUCUAAAUUAAGUUGGAAUGAUGUGCGCUCCAUAGCUGAGGAGUACAGCGCGACCAUUCAAAAACUCGCCCCUGAGCUUCAUGUCGAGAUGGCAGCUAUCGCCGAAGGUGCUGAUGUUGACUUAUUGGAUAUUGUGGCGCUAAACUGUAGGAGUGAGAUCGCUCUGGGCCUCUUCUCUGACGGGUGUACGAGUAUGGGAUGGAAGAGACAGGGUGGCGAGGUCUUGCUCGCCCAGAAUUGGGAUUGGACUAAGAGGGUUAAGGAGAACCUUGUGAUGAUGUCUAUUGAGCAGCAAGAGAAACCGAAGAUCUGGAUGGUCACUGAGGCGGGCAUCGUAGGCAAGAUAGGAUUCAACUCUUCGUCCGUAGGAACAACUUUGAACGCUAUCCGAGCCAGACCUACAGAUGCUACCAAAGUACCUAUUCACGUCGCUCUGCGUCUAUGUCUCGAAUCUGAGACUGCCAAUGCAGCGGUGUCCAAACUCGAGUCUCUGGGCGGGCUCGCCUCCUCAGCAAAUAUCCUCCUCGCUGAUGAAACUGGCGCAAUAAGCCUUGAACUCUCCCCAAAUGGCGACAAACAUAUCGCACCUAACAACAAAGGCAUAGUUUGCCACACCAACCACUUCAUACAAAACCGCUACGUGGACGAGCCCCCAUGGGUGAGCGGGAGUUCUGUUCGACUUACCAGAAUCCAGCAAUUGACAGACGCGUUGGCUGAUAGUGGGGAGAAGGCCAAUGGAGCAGUCUUGAGGAGAAAGGUUUUCUCGGAUGGUUUCAAUGCUCCGCAGGCUAUUUGCUGCGAAGAAGAUCCUGAGAGGCCGAUUGAAACGCGGAGCAGUACGCUUUUUAAUAUUGUGAUGAGGUUUGCGGUUGGUGAGAAGCCAAGUGCUGAAGUCGUAUGGGGGAAGCCGUCUAGUGAAGAGGAGGGUGGCGUUUUGAAGAUGCCUUGGUGA
Molecule: messenger RNA, 1098 nt
Organism: Cadophora gregata
Lineage: Eukaryota; Fungi; Ascomycota; Leotiomycetes; Helotiales; Ploettnerulaceae
Exons: 3
Coding region: 1-1098 (365 amino acids)
Source: RefSeq, a predicted model, not a curated record